GACUGGACCGCAAUGAUGAGAUAAAUAGCAGCCGUAUCUAUUUAUUUUCAAGUAUUAAGGGUCUCAUUCAUUGAUAACCGAGAGCUGGCGGGCGGCUUGGAAAGCUGCUAAUGCUGCUGGAGCGGGCUGCCUAGAAGAAUAAUGGAUGAGACCCGUCACUAACACUUGAUGAAUAUUUUGAUUGACUCUUCAAGCUGAAUUAUGGAGGGCAGUGAUGAUGUGUCUGGAAACAUGACACAGCCGCAGACUGAUAUGCGCAGCUCUGAGGUGGGAGGAAGAGAAAUCACCAGUAAAGUGGAGGAUCGAGAAACUCCACUCAAUUCUGCCGACCCCUGUGACGGCGGCGCGACAGGACUGAGUAAAGGCGGGCUCUCUAGCCUGGUGGAGCCUCCCGCGCAGUCUGUGGUGACGCCCGCCGCUGAAACUCCGGGAGGUGUGUCGCUUAAAGUCGCCACAACUGUGCUGCACCCAGUGUGUCUGGGAGAGAGCCCACUGAUGCUGCCCAUUCACCUCCAGAUGGCCGGAGCAGCCGGGCCUCAGCUCGGCCAAAUGGGGGCAGCACCGUAUUUGAUAACGAGCCAAAGCCCUGUUUCACUUCCCCUGGUCUUGGAUCAGCAGGUCAUCCAGCACAUGAGUCCUUCUGUAAUUCCUCAGACCAAUAACUGUCCUCAGCUGCCGCUCCAGAACAGCGUCCUGUGUCAGAAUCCGUUGACGUUUGGUUUACCUCCAGUUGUUGACCAGAAGUCAGCGGGACAGGCGCAGGAUGCUAGCCUGCUCUCUCUCCUCCAGAAUCCAGCUUUUGCAGCCAUCUUGCAGGACCUCUUCCCUUCCCAGGCGGGUUCAUCGACCUGUCAGUCACCUGGCUCUACCUUCUUCCCCCUUCCUCCCCUCACACCUCCCUACACCUCCCCUCUGGCCCCGUUAGUCCCUCCUGCCACACUUCUAGUCCCCUACCCCGUCAUCAUCCCCCUGCCAGUGCCUCUGCCCGUCCCUCUCCCCAUUCCUAUCCCUGUCCCCCAGACUGAGGACUCGAAGGGGAACAUGCCAAAACCAGUUUGCACUGUCAGUAAAAGCACUCAGACUUCUCCAAAAGAUACUACCUCUCCUUCGUUGUCUUCAAGCAGAUGCGUGCCACCAUUCAAGCCACAAAAUGUGUCCCCAUCCUCACUUCCUCAAGAUGAAGGACAGGCUUUAGAUCUUUCUGUCAGGGCAUGUCCGGUUGAACCAAAACAGGAAUACCCCAGCCUGCAGCAGGACAGCGUGCUUGACUUGUCAGUGCCUGUUGUAAGGAAAAAGUGUGUUCAGUCAUGUAGCUCCAGCGGCUCGCCAGGACGAGACAGAGAAUUAGCUUUCCAGUCCAGUCAGGAUAUGAGUGGCACUUCAUUGUCUCUGGGUGUUGAAUGCACUCAGAGUUUAGAUUCCAAACUCCUGGGCAGUCUGGCUUCACUGGAGUUCAGCCGGCAGCACAAGUGGGUGGUUGACAGCAGUGCCGGUGGGUCUAGCUCUCUGGGUCAGGAGGCGUCUCUCAGCGGGGCCGGAAACCUGGAGAUAGUCAGCACAUCGCAGACGGCCAAGGUCAUCGUCUCUGUGAAGGAUGCGAUCCCCGCCAUCCUGUGCGGAAAGAUAAAAGGCCUUUCGGGAGUCUCCACCAAGAACUUCUCCAUCAAACGGGACGGCAGCCAGGGGGCGUCUCUGCAGCAGCUCUACGGAGUCCCGUCGGCGUCCCAGGGGGAGCAGCACGACCCCAAUGACCCACUUAAAAAGGUCCCCAAAAACAGAGCUAUCAAACUGAAGAAGGUCAGCUCACAGGAGAUCCACUUCCUACCCAUUAAGAAGCAGAGACUGGCAGCGCUGCUCCCCAGGAAGUAAGAGCGCUCGGCGGAGGGGGAUUAAUUGCUGGACCGCUCUCUGGUAAUCCCCCCAGAGCGUGUAACAUAAAACACAUGUGGGGACAUUCUCUAAUCAAACUCAUACACUUACAUGUCCAAUCAAAGCUCAGAGUUUGGCUCCAAAUGUUGCCGAAACUGAGGCUCAUGAAUGUCUGACAGUGUGACACAGAGGUUCCAGAAGAGGUUUCUGUGGGAGCUUUCUGAACUGCUGUGUUGUUUUCUAAUGCACUACUCCACAGUGUUAUACUAAACCAGAAAUGUUUUUUUGUGUAUGGCAGCUUAAUGGGCUCUCCAUGUGGCUUUGGAGUUUCUCUUUAUAAAUCAGAGAUGUUAAAGAACAGUUUUGACUUUAUAAUUACAGCAAAGACACAUGGGUUCCAUUUUUCCAUUUGGGUUCAUGGUUUGUUUCCAUGUGUAAUUUUUCUUUAAUUGCACUGAAGACCUAAAAAAGCUGAUAGUUGAGGUUCUCGCUGUUCGGAGCCAAGCAGUAUCCACUGGCAGGACGUGACUGAGACUGUUAAACCAUGUCCCAUCAUCGGAAAUUCCCAUAGUCGUCAGUGGCUCACUGGAGCGAUUCGUCCCUUUCUGAUUGGCAGGGGUCUAGUAUGACAAGUUCAUAAGGACUUGGAAAGGCCACAGCUACGAUUUCAUUAAAACGAGUGUUGGCAACAGCCGCCAAUCGCAAGAAAAUACAUUCUUAGUUUGUUAAAAAGCAGGGAAAAAAAGGGACGUCUUAAUUGUUUUCACAUUUAAACAGCUUUCUACAGGCCUGAUCACAUAGAAGGAAAAUAUUUCUGGAAAGAGCCAAUUUUGUUGCUGGCUGAAUUAGCCUCAAAGCAAGUGUAUAGAAAUCUAUGACCCCUGCUGUUUCCAGUAACAGACUUAUUAAGUGAAUCUAGGUGGAAGUUUCGAUAUUGAUUUCACCAUUUAAAUCAACUUAAAAUGUGAAGGGCGGAUGAAAACAGCCAGAUUAAAGAAGAAAUGAUGAGCGUUUCCUUGGCUUCAGCAAGAGAAAAUACUGUUCAUAUAUUUGUUAAAGUGUGUGUUAGUCUGUUAUUAGAAUCAGUACUGGUUAAGACCAGUCCAUCCCCCCUUUAUCGGACAUGUCAGUGUAAAACAUUUGUUCCAAGUAGUUUGGUGUCAUUUUUAUUGUUUUGUGGAGCAUGGUAUUUUUUCUGUCCCAUGAUAUUGACCAGAGUUGUGAAUGUGUCUUGUGUCAGUUUAUUUUUCCUACUGAGUGCACUUUGUCAUAGUUUAGUUUAAAAACGUAACAGGGUGUCCUACCUAUUCUACUAAGACUCUGUUGCCCCUUUGCGAUCACAGCGUCUAUGAAAAUCUGUGAAUUACAGGCCAAGAACUAAUAACAGCCAUAUGCAGACUGUCUGGAUGAACAGAGGAGAGAUGGAAAAUACCUAAAGCUCGACUUCUUACCAGUUCUUUAUUUAUAUAGAUGUGCUUUAGGAGGAACAGUACGUCUUUCUUUAACUAAUGUCUGCAGUCUAUUGAACAGAAAGCUCUUUUUCCCACCGUGAAGUAGUUUGUACAGUACAGGAUUUCACCCUAAUUUAUUCUUUGUACAACUUUUAUUUAUACAGUCUGUGUAUAUACUGGAUGGUCAGUUAGGAGACUGGAUAUAAAAAAAAAACAGCUUCCUUUGUAACUCAGUCUCCUGAAGCACCUUUUGCUUAUGAAAACAGUUUUAAUUAAGAUAUUAGUGAAGAAACACAGUUGAAAUGCUGGCAGGUAUGUGUUUGCUUACUGUACAGUAUGUGUGCUUUUUAUAUGGAAGUGAACUAAAAUCUCCAAUGUUUAAA
Messenger RNA from Xiphias gladius (swordfish), 3703 nucleotides. Its product is annotated as retinoic acid-induced protein 2. Gene Ontology annotation, biological process: animal organ development. The transcript is spliced from 2 exons. Gene Ontology annotation, cellular component: nucleus. The coding region runs from base 202 to 1869 and encodes 555 amino acids. The record is from RefSeq and is a predicted model, not a curated record. Lineage: Eukaryota; Metazoa; Chordata; Actinopteri; Istiophoriformes; Xiphiidae.